Molecule: messenger RNA, 1590 nt
Organism: Phlebotomus papatasi
Lineage: Eukaryota; Metazoa; Arthropoda; Insecta; Diptera; Psychodidae
Gene: Syx5
Product: syntaxin-5
Exons: 2
Coding region: 314-1522 (402 amino acids)
Biological process (GO): endoplasmic reticulum to Golgi vesicle-mediated transport; vesicle fusion; intracellular protein transport
Cellular component (GO): Golgi membrane; SNARE complex; endomembrane system
Molecular function (GO): SNAP receptor activity; SNARE binding
Source: RefSeq, a predicted model, not a curated record
GAGUGUCCCAAAUUCGCCAUCAUCGCUCUCGCCCUCGCCUUGCGUGUCACGUCAUUUUUUGUACAGAUAGGAAUUUUCUUUUUCACUUUUCAAGGCAUUUUCCACGUUUAAAUUAAUAAUAUUCUCCUCAGUAUCGCUGUGAUUGAUUGUUAUUUAUCGUAUUGUGUUAUCUUUGGCCAAUAUCUUUUUCAUACGACAGUGAAAUAUUGGAAAAAAAAAUCUUUCUGACAGCAAAACUUCCACGAUCACGACGGAAAGGAAAAGCAAAGAAAACAGCUGAGUUUUCAGCUUAAAUUAUGGUGUUGUCCUGCCAAUGUCCGCUAGACAUCGUUUUCCCGGCCAGGAGUCCGGUGACAGUGUAAUUACCUUUGUUAAUGUUGAAGAGGACGAGGAUAAGUAUCAGAAGAAGAAGACAGCCUGGUCAUUCAAACCAGCUCAAUUGACAGCUUCUAUUAAGGCUCUUGCGGGCUCACCAGCUGCUCCUGAGGCAGUCAAAGAGGCACCCAAGGAGGAAUCACCAGAUCCUCUGGAUUUUGACUGGUUGCGCGGGGAAGAAGAGGAAUUAAUCGUGAUGACGGCGAGAGACAGAACACUGGAAUUUUCCAAUGCCAUCCGCUCGAUGCAGGGCAGGAAUAUUGCACGGGCAGUGAAUAUUCGGGAUCCGCGGAAGGCUAAGCAGAUGCAGAGCUAUUCGGAAUUUAUGAUGGUGGCCAAGCAGAUUGGUAAGAACAUUGCCAGUACAUACACAAAAUUGGAGAAAUUGACGCUUCUGGCCAAGCGGAAGUCUCUGUUUGACGAUAGACCAGUGGAAAUUCAGGAGUUGACGUACAUCAUAAAAGGGGACUUGAAUUCGCUCAAUCAGCAAAUUGCCAAGUUGCAGGAUAUCGGCAGGAGUCAGAGACGGUCCAGCAGCGGGAAACAUCUGUUGUCACAUUCCUCAAACAUGGUCGUGGCUCUUCAGGCCAAAUUGGUCAACAUGAGCAAUGACUUCAAGCAGAUCCUGGAAGUGCGCACGGAAAAUCUCAAGCACCAAAAGACACGUAGGGAUCAAUUCAGCCAGGGACCGGUUACCAAUUCCCUGCCACCUUCAUCCAUGCGGGGAUCAACCCAAGGGAGCCUUCUGCUGAGCGAACAGGAUGAUGAUUCGGUUCACAUUUCUCUGGGAGACAAUGCUUCGGCAUCGCAGCCUUUGCUUCCGCGUCAGCAAAUGCAGCAGCAACUUAUGCUGUACGACGAAUCGGACAAUUAUGUUCAGCAACGAGCUGAGACAAUGCAGAACAUCGAGAGUACGAUUGUGGAAUUGGGCGGGAUCUUCCAGCAACUGGCUCACAUGGUGAAGGAGCAGGAGGAAAUGGUGGAACGGAUUGACAGCAAUAUUCAAGAUACUGAGCUCAAUAUUGAAGCGGCUCAUGGGGAGAUCCUCAAGUAUUUCCAGACAGUCAGCAAAAAUCGCUGGCUCAUGAUCAAGAUCUUCGGGGUGCUCAUACUAUUCUUCAUCUUCUUUGUGGUCUUUAUGGCGUAGCCCAAAUAUUCUCUACAACAGCAUCCUUGUAAAUGUUGAUGAAAAUAGAAGGGGAUUUAUUUAAAAGA